AUGAGCUACGAUCCUAUACAUGAUACAUAUACGCCAGCAAUACCAAAAGAUCCACAACCGCAGCAAGUGCUGCCUUCACACACACUGCAGAAAAAAAUAGAGCAGCGUAGUGAUCCAUUAUCGAUAUCGAAUUUGGUCUCAGAGGAAGAGGAAAUUUCCAAAGAGGCAACAACUCCAGUUGCCAUUACUCCAUCUCGAUCACACAAUGCUCACAAGAUUCUGGCUAUAUCCAACUUGAUUGAAGCUGAAGUUGAUAAUGAUGGUGAUGAAGAUUAUGAUGAUACCGAUGUCAAUUCAACCAUUCUAGGUGAUGAUGAAGACUACUCUGUGCCAACAGGAUCCGCUAAUAAAACAAAGAAAAAGUCGUCGUCGUCAUCAUCAUCGAAAAAGAAGAAAAAGAGUAAUAUUGCCAAUUCCAAACUCUCCUUAAAGAAAGCUGAUGGAGAACCAUUUUGGCGCAAAGACAUUCAAUAUGAUAUGUUAACUGCACUAUUCGAUGAUGAAACUGCAUGUUUUACGAACACCUACCCCGAACUGAACUUACCUGGAGUCAACAACAACCCUAAGGUGACAUUUGCUGAAUUGUACAUUCGAACCUUGGCGGAAUCAAAUAAAAGCUCAAAAGUGUUGAAGGAAAAGUUGCUUCGAGAUUUCGAUUUGGGUAAAGCAGUGUCAAAAGUGUGUGUAUUGGUUAAUGCUGGCAGAAUGAAUACGACCAUCAAUUUUGUUCAUGAUAUGAAGUCGACUUUGAGAACGUACCAUUCAAUACCUUGUUUGCAAACGGGACCACAAGGUGGUACGAUUAGACAGUUGCAAGAUACCCCACGUUUGAAAUCAAUCAUCAAGGCAGUUAAUGAAGGACAAGAACAGAAAGUGAAGAGCCUCGAUGAGUUGGUAAAAUCGCCAUCUUCAACUAAACCCAAUACUGAUAUUGUUCAACUAUUAUUUCUACUCAGUGAGGCCAACAAUGGAAUACCAUUCAUUGAAGAUGAAAGUUUUCAUUUGUUGGACUUGUUUGUUAAUACCGAAGUGACACCUCAAAGUAGAGCUAAAAAGUUGCUAUGGUUGUUUUAUACCUUUUUGGAGACUGAUUUCACCCCUGGACAAAUUGCGCAGAAUCCAUUUGGUGGAGCUAGGAUACCUGAUGAAGUGCCAAUUCCAGAAAAUGCAGCUGAUGAGUAUGAUGUGGAUCCACAAUAUGAAAUUGAUUAUGCUGCUGAGAUGCUUCAAGCUAGAAAACAGUAUUUGAGCGAGGAUCAUUCGCAUGAUGGCGCUCAUGUGUCGCAACGAACACAAGAUACGCGUGCUGGUGCAACAUCGUCGAAUAGUGGUCCCAAAGUUGGUACAAAGAAAAGAGAAGCUAAAAUUGAAGACAUUGGUGAGAAUGAGGAUGGCGACAGGAAGGUGAGCAAAGUGUCCCCACCGAAAAAGAAGCAAAAGAAAGUCCAUAAUGAAACUGAAUUGCCGUUGUCGAAAAGUAUCAUUUGCUUGAGUAUGAGGUCACUGUCUGAUGCAAUAAGGGAAGAGGAAAGAGGAGAAGAAGAGGAAGAGGGAAUCCGUACAAGCUCAAUCGCCAACAUCGAUUUCCCCAUCACUGGAAUCAACAAAUCGAUUCAAAAGUACAAUAAACUGGAAAUUACCCCCACGAUUCCUGAUCCUGAAGAAUCGGUCGAAUUCAAAUGUGAAUUACUAGAAGUAACUAACCCUUUGGUGCAAGAAGUACGAACAUCUUCUAAGGCAAGCACGGCUUCAUUCAAUAAAAAAAUCACCAUUUUGGGCAAUUGGAUUUAUCGAUAUUUCAAGUACAAGAAAUCAAUAGCCAACAAAUUUGUCGGUUUGGAAUGGGAAGACAUUAGACAUGAUUUAGUCUCUGGAGUUGAAACGUAUUUAUAUGAAACUUUUGGUAAAUCACUAACCACAACCAAGCUACUUAAUGACUUGAAUGAUGAAGAAGUUGAAAGUAUCGGCGAUGGCAUUGGUGUUUCUGAUGAUGUUUAUUUCGAUUACAUCUCAGUUGGUGAUUACGAUAAGGCGAAUGAAAAAAAGUCAUUUCUUUUACAUUUGACCACUUUUGCAAACGAAUAUUAUAUAACUCAUUUGCAGGAGAAAUUAUCUGGCAAAUUGCAUAAUGCAUUGACAAGUAAUAUUACAUUUGAUCUAGAAAAUGAAACAAUGUCCAUAUGA
Molecule: messenger RNA, 2184 nt
Organism: Lodderomyces parapsilosis
Lineage: Eukaryota; Fungi; Ascomycota; Pichiomycetes; Serinales; Debaryomycetaceae
Exons: 1
Coding region: 1-2184 (727 amino acids)
Cellular component (GO): Ino80 complex
Source: RefSeq, a predicted model, not a curated record